Vitrella brassicaformis is the source of this 697-nucleotide messenger RNA. The record is from the annotation of a GenBank genome assembly. NCBI's taxonomy places the organism in Eukaryota, Vitrellaceae.
UGGACGAGCAGGGCGAGAUGGAGCCGUCGGGUGAGCGCCGUUUGUGGCGCGCCGGCCGGUCACCUGGCCCGAUGGUGGUGUUCAUGGAGGCAGAGGAGGGCGACCAGUUGUCACUCGGCAACCGACGGGCGAGGCCAUCCCGGCAGACCCGUUGGUCACAGCAGCCCACACACGAAGGCCAGCUCUACUACGAGCGAGAGACUCGGCAGCCGCCCUUCCUCCCCUCCUCAGGCGCACCAUUCGGCCACCGACCGGCGGCAUCAGUGCAGACCUACCGCGCCCCUCCCUCUUCCCACCCCGCUCCCUGUGAUGACAAGGCGGCUGUCGGCCACGAUGUGAGGGAGGCGGUGUCCGACAAGCCCGUCCUGCGGUGCGUCUGCUUCGACUGGUAAGUGGGUGACCCGGGCAGGUGUGCAGCGGUGUAUGCACGUGCCACUGUAAUGCAAUCGAGACACGGUCCCCAUUGCACUGUCUUCAUUCUUUUCCUCAGGUUGAGCCCUUCACGUGUCUCGCAACUUCCUUGAUGCCCUCCGGCGCCGUGGUGUCCGUCUGGCGGCCGCCACAGGCAAGUACCGCCGCUUCCUCAACGUGCAGCUCGACUCCACCGGCUUCCGGCCCCUCUUCGCGGCCUCCGGUGGAAACCGGCGAACACUCGAGGAGUUCAUAUGUCAUCUUCGGCGCUUCGGGAGAUACGCAC